This is a messenger RNA of Etheostoma cragini (Arkansas darter), 970 nucleotides long. It is a transcript of the gene tslig2, whose product is annotated as chromosome 11 C2orf49 homolog. The record is from RefSeq and is a predicted model, not a curated record. Gene Ontology annotation, cellular component: tRNA-splicing ligase complex. The coding region runs from base 46 to 615 and encodes 189 amino acids. The transcript has 4 exons. Lineage: Eukaryota; Metazoa; Chordata; Actinopteri; Perciformes; Percidae. Gene Ontology annotation, biological process: embryonic morphogenesis.
GUUGUUAUGACGCGAUGAAUGCUGGGAAAACAAUAAGAAUCCAACAUGGCGACUUCCGCGGGACAAAAUGGAAUGAAUGUCUGCACCUCGGAUGUGGAUCUAUUACUGCACCCUGAGCUGUUGUCUCAAGAGUUUAUGCAGCUGAUAUUAAGUGGGAAACGUGUCAAUACAAGGGACUGUGAGACUCGGGACCAGCUCACAGAGCUUUACCUCCGGCACGUCAUCCCGCGGCCGCAGAGGACUUUACCCGACAGCCGCUGGGGCAAGAGGAUGGAGAAGACCCGAGCGAGACAGACACCGGCAGGUCCCAGUUCCAGUAACGACCACAAUAGGAAAAGGCCUCUGGUUGUGUUUGAUGGCAGAGCCUCUCACUCUGGCCCACUAAAAGUAAAGAAACCAGAGGGAACUACUGCGUCAGCAGGAAUCCCUGACCGGUUAAAACCUCCUCCUGCUGCAAGCCUGUCCAACCCCGUCCGCAGGCUGUCUGGAAUCACAUCUUCCUCAUCUAUUCACUGCAGCACUGACACAACAAACCUCCAUAAAGAAGCAAACAGCUCGGGGGAAAUUAAGUCUCCAGAGGAGAAGAAAAAGAUCCAGCAUGUUACAUGGCCCUGACCUCUGACCCCUAUUCACAUAGACCUGAUGUGAGCUUGGACAGAUCACUCCCUUCCCACCAAAUGUUGUUGUCCACUAUGUGUGCUCUUCCCCUCACAGUUAUCACACUAAUUACAUCACAAAAUAGAUGGAAACCCUUUUUUCCCCUGUGUGUCCAGGCCACUUCACAGCUCUUGCUCAGUCCCAAGAGCUGACCGGAUGGGGUGGUGUUCCGCAAGUCAUCCAGCUUUUUAAGUCACCAGCUUCAUUGCUUUCCACAACCUCAAGUGCCCUUUACAUCAGUGACCAGCAACUCUCCUCAAGUCUCACAAAUGAACACUUUCUAGAGGACACAACAAGUGACACUUCUUUUGUU